Molecule: messenger RNA, 1365 nt
Organism: Penicillium samsonianum
Lineage: Eukaryota; Fungi; Ascomycota; Eurotiomycetes; Eurotiales; Aspergillaceae
Product: Ras-GEF domain-containing protein
Exons: 4
Coding region: 1-1365 (454 amino acids)
Biological process (GO): Ras protein signal transduction; positive regulation of GTPase activity
Cellular component (GO): plasma membrane
Molecular function (GO): guanyl-nucleotide exchange factor activity
Source: RefSeq, a predicted model, not a curated record
AUGGAUCAGGCAGACACAAAAGAGCGGAGGGACUCCGGAUCUCACGAUAUCACAUCUCCGGACAAACUCGUCUGUCAGUACCACGGAAGCGAGGAGAUUGUUAGGGCCGGAACUCUCGCAGCGCUGGUGGAAAACCUGACGCGCCACGACAAGCUCGACGGUUCCUUCAACCGGAUUUUUUUCACCACUUACAAGUAUUUUACCUCUGGAGCAGAGCUCGUUGAGCUCCUCAUCGAUCGAUUUGACUGCUCGCCUCCCACAUUAAACGCCACCCAGAAGGCGAAAUGGUCGACUCAGACAAAGCCACUGAUUCAACUGCGUGUGAUAAAUGUUCUAAAGCAAUGGCUCGAACAUUUUUGGAACGAGCCAAAAGGCAUUGAUACAGAUCGGAAUUUGCACUACAAUGCCACCGAGACAAGCGCGACACAACAACUUCUCACAAUCAUUCAGCGCCGACUUGCGGGUUUCGAUUGCAAGAGAAGAUCCCUAUCAUCCAUCUCAACCCCGCCAAAGCCAAUUCUGCCACGGAAAUUAGACAAACUCCAGUUCCUCAAAAUCGAUGCCACGGAAAUUGCCCGCCAGCUGACUAUCAUGGAAUCGCAUAUGUUCGGCAAAGUACAGCGAGACGAAUUGUUAAACAAAAACUGGCAAAAGAAAGACAGCUCAACCACACCCGAGCUAGCUCCAAACAUCAGGGCCUUGAUUCGUUAUUCCAAUCAGCUCUCUAAUUGGGUCGGCGCCCUAAUACUCACAGAAUCGGAUUUGAAAAAGCGCACUCAAGUGGUAGGGCAUUUAAUCAAUGUGGCCAACACAUGUCAUCAACUCCAUAACUAUUCCGCGGUGGUCUCUAUCCUGGCAGGCCUAGAAAGCGCACCAAUCUACCGGCUUGUUCGCACUUGGGCAAUGGUUACCGAACGCAGUUGCAACACACUAAGGCCCUUGCAAGCUAUGAUACGCAGUGCACAAAAUUACCAAGCCUACCGUGACACGUUACGGGUUGUAGUGGCACCGUGCGUUCCUUUUCUUGGUUUGUUUUUGAAAGACUUGACAUUCAUCGAAGAUGGGAACCCAGCCAUGACACCGGAAGGGCUCGUCAAUUUCCACAAAUAUACUAUGUUAGCAUCAACCAUCAAUGAGGUUCAACGUUUAAAAGAAUGCCCUUACAACUUAAGACCCGUUCCAGAGUUGCAGGAAUAUCUUGCGACUCAGUUGCAAUCGGCUGUUGAUUUACACGAUAUGUGGGACAAAAGCUGUGAGCUGGAACCUCGAGGCCGGGAUCUUGGAAAUAGACCCCGGGAUCUAUAUAUCCCCACAGGAGGCAUGUUCGCGUCUAUGGUGGUCGCCUGCAUGGUCCUGGAUGAUUGA